Molecule: messenger RNA, 3294 nt
Organism: Diplodia corticola
Lineage: Eukaryota; Fungi; Ascomycota; Dothideomycetes; Botryosphaeriales; Botryosphaeriaceae
Exons: 5
Coding region: 1-3294 (1097 amino acids)
Molecular function (GO): nucleic acid binding
Source: RefSeq, a predicted model, not a curated record
AUGCUGUUCGACGAGAGGCACCACGUCCCGCUUGUCCAGCGCCUGCUGCUGGUGCUGAAGGGACGGAGGGGAAGGACUCUCGUUCUGGGCCUCUUGAUGGCCGCCCUCUCCAUUUACCUGCUUUUCGAUUACGCCGCCGAGACCGGCGAAGAAACACAAACUUACUCUGAGGACCCCGAGUCUUGGAGACAUUCGAAGACCGACGCCGUGCUCGACACGGCUCAAGAUGCAGCCCCAGCUGAUCCAAACACCGGCCAUGGCCCGCUGCCCACUUCAACAUCGUCGGCGCCGCCGCCGUUGAAGACCAAGGUUGGCCCCACCUUCCAUCUGCUCGUCCCGGCCACGGACGGCGACGCGAAUUUCUGCCGGACCAUCCUCAGUACUAUGCUGUUGGAGUAUCCGCCACCCACCAUUCUUGGCUACUCCCGGGGCGAGGAAAGCUCCAUUAUCGAAGUCGUCCAUGACCACCUGCAGCAUACCGAGGCCAUCAAGGAUGAGGACCUGGUUCUGAUUGUCGAUGGCUACCGCUCCUGGUUCCAGCUCCCCGCGUCCGUCUUGGUGCAGCAGUACCAGGCUGUCCUGGACGAGGUCAACGACAGGCUUGGGACCAAGUACGGCACGGUCAAGCCGUUGGGUGGAUCCCGGGACGCGCGGCCACUGUUCCGGCAGUCGGUUCUUUGGGCUGCCGAUGAGCAUUGUUGGCCGGUCCUGCACGGAGACGUCGCCUGCUCAGCUGUCCCAGAGUCGCCGUUCUUCUGGGACCACAGCCCGUAUGCCAAUGCCUCGGAAGAAGCGUCUGCAUACAAUCCCAAGUUCGUCAAUUCCGGGACCGUCAUCGGGCCUGCCAAGGAUCUCCGUGCCAUUUUCAAAGCCCUGAUGCACAGAUCCGCCACGCCCUACGGACACUUGGACCUGCAGCACACGCUCCAAACCCUCUACAGCGAGCAAGAGCAGGCGCGUGAGCUGAUUCGCCGCUACAACCUGGGUAUGACGGGCCGUAUGCGGGAGUGGUGGUACGGCCUCAACCCGAGCGAGAGGCCGCUCCGCAGGACCAACAUCACCAUAACUCCAGGGAAGAGCUACGAGUACUCCAUGGGCCUCGACUACAACAGCACCCUCUUCCAAUCCAUGUCCCCACCCCACUCGUUCAACGGCGACAUUGACUUCCUCAAGUCCGACUCCCAACCGCGUGACAGCUAUGAUUCCGCCUACACGACGGUCAACCCGAAGACUGGAUUACGCACCUCCUACUCUUCGAACCCGGGCCAGAAGGACCCCAUUCCUCUGCCGGAUGCCCUCCUCGAUCAACCCUCCCCGUACACUCUCCCUGAGAAGGACGCAAGCUCCGCCGCCAUCCCCGCGCGAAUAAACACCGGCCUGACCAUAACGCCCGAGCUAGACGACCUACCCCCGGCCAAAAGCGCUCCCUGGAGUCAGCUCUCACUCGCCCACAACAUGCGGGCGCGCUCCGUGCCGGCGACCCUGUAUUUCCCAUCAUUUGCCUCCAUCUCCAGCGGCGGAUCGCGCCUGGUGCGGGCGACCAGCGACAACAGCAGCGAAACGACGGACUCGGGCGACUCGGGCGACACGCUGCAGUUCCGCGACCCGCGCGACCAGCUGUGGUCGAGCCUGUGGUUCCAGCCCCACGCCCGGGCCCUGCUGCGGCGGUACAUGCGGCAGAGCACGGUGAAGGCGUACGAGGACGAGGCCGACGACAGCGGCGAGGCGGCGGCGCACGAGCGGUGGUGGCGCAGCGACCAGCGCGGCGGGCGCGGCGGCGUGUGGACCGAGUCGGACGAGUGGCUCGCGUGGGGCGACGUGUGCGCCGGGUUCGAGGACGAGGUGUUCGGCGACGCCAAGGGCGUGUGGCUGGGCGAGGCCGGCAACGCGGCGGGCGAGGCGGAGCCGGUCGAGGUCGUGGGCGACGAUGAGGAGGACGAGGGCGAGGUGAUUCCGCCGGCGGUGAUGGACCGGAUCGGCGGCGGUGCGUUUGAAGGGCCUGUCGACGGUGGCGAUGGCAGCGAUGGUGGCGUGGGCAAGUUCGUGCAGCCGGGGCCGGAACCGGAAGUCGUGGACGCUGAUGGGGAUCUGGUGACGGGGGACAAGGGAGACGACAAGCCGUCCGAUGGAGGAAAGACGGAGAAAGAAGAUGACUUGCUGGGCUUUGUGGGCGAGGUGUGGGACGAGAUCAAGGGCGCAGAGAAGGACCAGGUGGAGAGCAUGGACGACGUGCUGAGGCAGAUUGACGAAGAGAUGACCGAGAGCGACGCUCGCCUCGCUGUUAAUGUUAAAGACUUGAAUCUCACUUCACUUUUUCCCUUUUCGCUCAACUUCCAGCGCGCGACUUCCUACUCUGUCUGCCUGACCCCGUGCACACGUCUGCAAGAAUGCAUCCGGGCUGUCCUUAAAUACCGCCUGUAUCUUCCUCCACUCUCCACCCCACCGACACAGCUUUCAAGACGGCCACCACAGCAUCGCCAGUCGACCACACCAACCCCAUUUGCUCACCUCCCACAACUUCUCACGAGCCACAUCGUCAAAAUGCCCACAUGGCAAGCAGUCGACAUGCCCCUCAGGGUGCACAUUGACUUGCUCCUCGACGAUUACAGGAGGACAGACAACGGCGCGUCCAUCGCAUUUACCGACAUCGAACAGGAUGCCUCGGUACUGACGAUUUUUGUUGAUGGCUCCUCUCAAGGAGACAAGAUUGGAUUUGCCGCCGUCUGGAAGGACCCAGCUGCUCCCGUGGCCGAGCACUGGGUCCAUGACCAGGAUAGCCGCUUGAUCCGUAGUCAACCAACCGUUCAGAGGGACGGUGACGUGGCCGAGCUGACUGCAAUCAAAAUGGGGUUGAGCAACGCCCUCUUGUGGCGCCCAGACGGCGUCACCACGGUCUACAUCAUGUCGUACUCUGUCCGAAUGCUCAAGCUGAUUAAACGGUUCAAGGAGGACGCCGACGCCGCCGCCGCCGCCGACGACGACGACAACAACAACAACGACGAGGCCCAAUUCGCGCCGAUCCUUGUCCAAGUGAAGCACCUCGCAAGGCGCCUGCACAACCAGGGCGUGACCGUGACGCUGCGCUGGCUGAAGAGCCGGAGCCACGUCGACGGCCACGACGUUGCCGACAUCUGGGCGAGGAUGGCUUGUGGUGCCGACCCGGACAUCUCGGGCCAGUACUACCAGCGCCAUCAUCACAUGCGCCAGCUCGUCGCGAACCAGGCCAGGUGGGAGCGGGAGAAUGCGAACCCGGCGCUGGAUGAUGAACUUGCUGCCCUCGAGCGCGAAACGUGA